Messenger RNA from Venustampulla echinocandica, 609 nucleotides. RefSeq lists its product as uncharacterized. Gene Ontology annotation, biological process: regulation of lipid metabolic process. The coding region runs from base 1 to 609 and encodes 202 amino acids. Gene Ontology annotation, cellular component: mitochondrion. The transcript is spliced from 2 exons. The record is from RefSeq and is a predicted model, not a curated record. Lineage: Eukaryota; Fungi; Ascomycota; Leotiomycetes; Helotiales; Pleuroascaceae.
AUGGUUCCUCUUCCUCUAUUCAAGUUUGCCGCUUUAUUCGUAAGGCAUAUUUCCAAAUAUGGCGCGAAUUGGAUCAAAGCUGAAGCCCAUGACCAUCCAAAAUUCCGUACAAUUGCGGCAAGAUAUGGGCAAACGAUGCAUCAGAUUAACAUGCGAAUGGCCGUGACGCUUCUUCGAGAUGCAGCAGCCGAAAAAAGAGCGAGGGAACGGGCCGAGGCUCCUACGGUCAAGACUGAGGAGCAGAUGCGCCAUGAUGAAGAGAAACACAAGGGAGUGAAUGCUUCACAAAGUGUAUGGAAACGGAAAUUCCGACCUCUUUCCGAAAGCAAGGCAGUCGACCUCUUCGCAGAUGUUAUUGGGGACUCGUUCAUUCUACUUAUUGCGAGUGGGUUGAUCCUGUACGAAAGCAUAAGAGCAAGAUCCAAACCAGACGCAAACGCCGAAAAGAUUACGCUUUUGGAUGAGAAGUUGCAGGAAUUAGACAUAAGAGAGAGAGAGUUGGAAGAAGCAGAGAAAAAACAGGAAACCCGCGUUGAGAUAUUGGAGCAAGCUCUAGAAGAAAUGAGAAAAGCUACUGGCAAGAAGAAGUUUCUUCAGCUAGCAUCAUAA